AUGACAGCUGUCACGAAAGAUCUGCUCACCCCACUAGUGGAGUACGGAGAAGGAUGCGGAUAUAUGAGUUGUCCCAUAAUGGGUGAAAACGUGCUAAACGUGCACGUUGUACCGAGCACACACGCCGAACUAGGAUAUACUAGGACAUUCUACCAGCAUUUUACUGGCUAUGAUGAUAUCUACGACCACAGUAAAGUCAAUAUGAAGAAUAUCUUGGAUGCUGUCAUUACCGCGCUCUGGGCUCAUGAGGAACGAAAGUUUACAUUCUCCGAUAUGCCAUACUUUUUCCACUGGUGGAAAAAUAGAGAUAUGACAGUCAAGCGCAUGAUCUACCAGCUACUUCGUCAGGGUCGACUGUAUUUCGUCGGCGGGGGAUGGAGUAUGAGCGACGAGGCUACCACCAGCUAUCAUGCUAUUAUUGAUCAUUUUACUUAUAACCUCAGAAAAAUCAACGCCACAUUCCUAGAUUGCGGGCGUCCUCUAGUCACCUGGCAGGCGGACGUCUACGGCCACUCCAAGGAGUUCGCAUCAUUGAUGGCUCAGAUGGGCUUUGAUGGCCACUUCAUCAAUCCCAUCAGCUAUGAGGACGAGCUCAGCAGGAUGAAGAGUAAAAGCUUGGAGUUCAUUUGGAGAGGGAGCGAUGAUUUGGGGCAAGACACAGAUAUCUACACGCACAAGCUGUUCGACGGCUACUGGUCUCCGCCAGGGUUCUGCUUCGGAGGCUUCUGCAACGACCCUCUCAUCAUCACGUCGGAUGCCACCUUCAGUAACGUGGAGGAACGGGUAAAGGUAUUCCUGCAUCAGAUCUCUCAGCGGCAGAGUCCGUACUACACGACUCGGAAUGUGAUGGUCGUGAUGGGAACAAGGCUCGGCUACCAUGACGCUAACACCUGGUUUGAUAAUAUUGAUAAGCUUAUUGCUAACGUAAAUUCGCGGCAAUCAAAUUAUAACAAGGGCAAAGUUUAUCUAUUCUAUUCAACUCCAGCUUGUUACCUGAAAGCGGUACAUUCGGCUUCACCGAAGUUAUCAACGAAACAGGAUGAUUUCUUCCCGUUUACUUACGACAAGGACACGCAUGCAUCAGGCAUGUAUACCUCGCGACCGGUGAUCAAGUACCUAGCUAGGGAAGUGCAUCAUUAUAUACAGAUCGCUAAACAAUUACAAGUAUUCGCUCAACUAGGCAACAAUGAUAGAAGAUUUGAAGAACUGAUGUGGAUUUCAGGAGUUCUUCAAGACCAUACUAUUAUAACUGGUGGUAUGAGGCCCCAUGUUACUGAGUAUUAUGCUAGAAAAGCGUUCCUUGCUAGAGAAAUAUGUUUGCAGAUUUUCAGACCGGCUUUAAAUAUUCUGCGUAAAUCUCCAAAAGAGAUGAUUUACUACUCGUGUCAGUUCAACGUGUCAUCCUGUUGGACUUUAGAGGGAAAUCGAUUCUUUAUAGUAAUAUACAACCCGCUAUCCUGGCCUGUGACGAUGCCUGUCAGACUGCCAGUGACCAGAGGCAUCUAUACUAUUUAUGAUCCUAAAGGCAUAAAACAGAACCACUCAGUAUUCUCAAUACCAGACUUAGUAAAAUCAGUCCCACACCGAGGCGACUAUGCCACCGAAGAUGAAAUAGUUUUCAUAGCCGAAAGCAUACCGCCACUAGGCUUUAAAUCAUACUACGUAGACCGUCUCACAAUACGCUCACGAACCAAACGCUCAAUUAUCAAGAAGUUAAACAAAAAUUCUAAGAAGAAAAAGUAUUUGACGAGGCAGACAAAUAAUCUGAAGAUUGAUGACAAGUCUUUAUUGGAUGAUAUUCCUGAGUACGAAUAUUUUGAGGAUGCUACAGAAAAGAUUUCACCGUCUUCGAAACUGAAUUUGGUAAAUGUAUCGAAAGUGAAAGAGCUGGAAAUGUAUACAGAUUUUGUGUUCACUCCGCCGCCUCAAAAAGUGCUGGAAAUCGAUGAAGAGUUAGAAGCGCAGAAAAUUGUGUUGCAGAGUAGUUCUACUGCUGCGCCUGUACCAUUUACAACCCGCACAACGACAACGACUUCCACUACAACAACGGCUUCGACUUCGACUUUCACUACGACUUCUACUACAAAACGGCCUUUCACUACGACUACUACAGCUACUACAAAAGGGACUACUACAAAAACUACCCCGAAUUACGUGGAGUAUUAUGACGAAGAUACGACGGAAAAUAUAGUUGAAAGUACUACGCCGUAUUUUGAUUUCGAAAAGUAUUAUCGACGAAUGGAAAAAUCUGGGUAUCAUAGUAUGGAGUCUAGUGAUAAUUUUAUUAAGAAUGAGUACAUACAAAUAAACUUCAACGACAAACGCAAGCUACUAUCAAUAGCUUUAUCGAACGGUGUCAGCAUAUCUUUUGACGUACAAAUUUGUUACUACGUAUCAGACGACCCUACAAAACUAGGAACAGACAAGAAAAAACCGGGACCUUACAUUUUCAGACCUAUGGACCCCCAACCUCUGUUGAUAUCAGACAAUUUAGAAGCUAAAGUUCUGAAGUCUGACAUUGUAGAAGAAUUACAGAUUAAAUUUUCUAAUUACGCUGGUGUGACUCUUAGACUAUAUAAAGGUCUGCCAACGAUAGAAUUGGAUUGGAUCGUAGGUCCGAUACCUGUGUAUGAUGAUUUAGGAAAAGAAAUUUUUAUAAGAUAUGUUACUGAUUUGAAUAAUAAAGGGGUUUUUUAUACUGAUAGUAAUGGAAGGCAGACUAUUAAGAGAAUAAGAGAAGUUAGACCGACUUAUACUCCUACUAUUAUGGACGCAGCUUCUGCGGUUGCAGGAAACUUCUACCCAGUGACAUCAAAAAUCUACAUUGAAGACCUAGAAAAGAACAUACGCCUAUCAGUAUUCCCUGACAGAUCUCAAGGCGGAACCUCCUUAUUGGAUGGCAAUAUAGACUUAAUGCUAAACAGAAGAAUCUUCACCGACGAUAGUGGAAUCCAAGCUUAUCUCAACGAAACGGAAUUUGGCCAAGGCCUAAUAGUUAGAGGAACUCACCACUUAUAUAUUUCCAAAGCCGAUUUUAGACCUAACAAAGUUUUCGAAAAGAAAUUUGCUAAAGAAUUGGAGUUAGGUCCUAAAGUUUUCACCUCUAUACAUCCAAGUUAUUUUAAUAUAAGCUAUGAUGCUUGGAAAGAUAAUACUAAUGAGUAUUCAGCUUUAAGAAUGAAAGUUCCUAUCGGUAUCCAUGUUUUGACUGUAGAAAAAUGGCACGAUAAACUAUUGAUAAGACUAGAAAAUUAUUUAGAAAAAUCUGACGUAGUAAGAAAUAGGAUCAAAAAAGUAUUCAUAACAGAUCUGUUUAGAGAUUUUAGAAUUACUGAAUUAAGAGAAACUACUUUAUCAGCUCAUAUUUGGUUGGAAGAUUACUUUCCUUUGCAGUGGCAGAAAGAGAAAUUUGUGAAGAAUUUUAACCAAGUUUAUGGGAAUAUUAGUAAUUUGGUCUUUAGUGAAGAUUCAGGGUUUCCCGAUAGACCAUUUACAAGAGUAAAUUUAGAUAGAGGAAUAGACUUGAAACCGCAACAAAUUAGAACGUUUGUAGCUAGUUAUGUAAGACUGUAA
Molecule: messenger RNA, 3573 nt
Organism: Helicoverpa armigera (cotton bollworm)
Lineage: Eukaryota; Metazoa; Arthropoda; Insecta; Lepidoptera; Noctuidae
Product: lysosomal alpha-mannosidase
Exons: 18
Coding region: 1-3573 (1190 amino acids)
Biological process (GO): mannose metabolic process
Cellular component (GO): lysosome
Molecular function (GO): carbohydrate binding; alpha-mannosidase activity
Source: RefSeq, a predicted model, not a curated record